AAGAGGUACGAAUAAUGUAAUUUGGAGGAGGGGAGAGGGCAGAGGAGAUCUUUAAUUAUCAUUGCCUAUUGUGCCAUCCUUCCAUUUGAUACUCAUAAUUGUAAUCAUCUUCUUUUUUGAAGUCAUGUCUGUAUUUUAAAGAUAACAUAAUUGUGCAGAAGAAUCUUUGGAAGAAUCAUUUAUGGAUAAUGUGCUGAAACUUUACAUCAAAGGCCCCUGGCUUUGCAGGCUCAAAAAAUUUGCAGUUUGAAUACUUAUUAAACAUUGGUCACCAACAAAACUAAAAUGCUUGUUUAUCGAUUGACCCAAUUAUUUGAUUCUGUCAAACAUACCUUGUUUAUAAUCGGAACUUCCCUAAUUGUUUUCCUUGCUCUACGCAACUCCAUAGUAUGGCAUAUGCAACAGUUUUGGGGAGCCUCUGGUGAUUUCUGGCAACGACAGUGGGAGAAUUUAUUCAAUUUCUUUGGACAGAAUGAAUUGUUAUUGUCUACUGUUGGCUCCUUUAUCUUCACCUCAUCUGUCUUCUGGCUGAGUAAUAUUUUCCUCAUGGUACUGGAUGUGACUGGCUGGCCGGCAGCUUUGCUGAAGUAUAAGAUACAGAACAGCAAGAAUUGUCCACUAAGAUUAUCGGACAUGAAAAGGGCCAUUAAAGUGGCGCUCUUCAAUCAGAUCGUCGUUGGGCUGCCCACAUCGUUUCUCAUCUACUGGGUGAUGAAGUGGCGUGGAUGUACCUGCUCUCCCAAUGACUUGCCAACUUUUCACUGGGUAGUUUUUGAGCUGAGUGUUUUCUCCCUGGCAAUAGAAAUAGGCUUUUAUUAUUCCCACAGAUUACUGCAUCACCCCAAACUAUAUCGACACAUUCACAAACAGCACCAUGAGUGGACUGCACCAAUUAGUGUCGUGUCCAUAUAUGCCCACCCAGUGGAACACGUUCUCAGCAACAUGAUCCCUCCAGCCUUGGGACCUAUCUUAAUGGGAUCUCACCUCGCCUCGUCUUGGCUGUUCUGGGCACUAGUGUUGAUGUCAACCACUGUGGCCCAUUGUGGCUACCAUCUUCCAUUUCUCCCAUCACCAGAGGCUCAUGAUUACCACCACCUGAAGUUUAAUCAAAAUUUUGGAGUACUUGGUGUUCUGGAUCGUUUUCAUGGAACAGACUCUCAGUUCCGAGCAUCACUUGCAUAUCAGAGACACUUCCUGUUACUGUCCACAGUUCCAGUCUCUCAACAAGUUCCAGAACCCUCUAAGAAAACAUCAGAGUAGAAACGUCAGUUUUAUGAUGCAGGCCCUGGCUCUUCGUCAGCUAGUGUGAAAAUCUGAUUAAAAUAUGUCUCAACAACUUUAACUUAUUGAUAAGAUUGCCUCCCCUAAUCAAAUUUUUGUGUGUGCUAUAAUUAGAAUGGACUAAAUUCUUAAAUUUAAAGUUUUAAUUUUAUCUUUACUGUUUCAUGAUUCUAAAGUCUGGGAUAAUUUAGAAAUUUAGUUCGUAGGCUGCUGUGAUGACUUGUCAGUCCUGUAAAUUGAAACUUUAAAACAUGCAGCAGAAGGUGGCCAUUGUUUCACUCUUAUGUCUUAAUACCAGUUAGAUAAACACUUCAAUCAAACUUGUAUCUACUUUCCAGACAGAGGAGAAAGUUUAAACCUAGCAGUCAGCAUGACAUACUUUACAAACUGGAGUUAAGCCUUUUUUUUUUUCUUCUAGGUAUUUCUUUGAGUUCUAAAUCUUUAAUUUUCUUUGCUUAUUAGUCUGAUGAUUAAACCCAGCUGGCUCUCUAUUUACACCAUCAUACCGGUACCUACAAGUUAUUUAUCUUUUUUAAAUGACCAAAGACUAGAUCUGUUGUUUUUUUUUCUUUCUAAUUGAUUUCUCAUGACUUCAAGGACAAAACUAAUAAAAUCAGUGAUAAAUUUGAAUCUGUAUUUUUACAAUUAAAACCCAUUGAAUCAAUAGCAAGAAAUGGAAUCGCUAUGGAGACAUAGCAUAAGACAGGUCUAUCUUUAUUUCUAAUUUGUUAUUAUUAUUUUUUUUAACAAAAAUGAAACAGAUUUGAAAUAUUGAAGCAAGUAUAUUAUUGAUAGCUCAAUCCAUUGUUUGUAUUUUGAUUUUAUUUUUGUUUUAUUUUGCUUUGUGGACCUAUCUUACACAUUUUAUAUUAUGAAACAAAUUUUAUACAAAGUAUUUUAAAACUUUUUUUUUUCCGAAGGUUUUAAACAUUAAAAAAUGUAAAUAUAAAGUUAUCUCCAUUCCCUUGUUAUCAGCAUCUUGACAUAUUUAUAUCUUUUAUCUGUAUGAAGUUUUUAUGAGCAGACACUGUAGCUAUUAAUUAAAAAAAAUAUUGUUAUAUUUGUUGAUAUUGUACCUGCUUCUGAGAUUCUGUUCACUUUAUUGCUUUUAAUGUGUUGAAAAAUGUGCACAAAGUUUUUUUUUUUUAUUUUAAAUUUUUUCUUUUUACUCUCUGGUCAUAUUCAAAUAUUUUGUACAGUGCCAUGGUCCAAACUAUAUUCUGUCUGGUCAUAUUCAAAAUAGUUUGUACAGUCCAAACAUUUUUUUUUUAUUUGAGUGCCAUGGUCCAAAACAUAUUUUUUAAAAGUGUUAAUUCUUUCAAAUUUUUAUUAUCUUGCCACGUACUAUUGAAGAUUAAAAAUGCGAAAAUGAUUGACUCCCUUGCUAAUGAUUGUCUCCCUUGCUAUUCAUCUCUUCACAUUGUCUUAUUGAAUUAUUAUGGUCACAUUUUGUCUUUCUAAAGUCUUAUUCUGUAAAUAUAUUUCAGUUUUGGAAGCCUAGUCUUUUUAUGUUACAGUGUUUCCUACAAUUAUGAUCUGUGAUAUUAAGAUCUUUCAAAAGAAAAAAAAAAUAUUAUAAAAUAAAUUCUUUCACUUUUUAUUUUUUCCUGUGUAAAAACCUCUCUUUGAUUUCUAUCUGGAAGUACAUUUUGAUUGUGUCUGAUUUAAAAAUACUCCUAGCCCUUGCAAGUUUUUGGUGACUUUUUUUCCCAAUCAUUGAUAAAAAAAACCAACUCAUUUUUUAAAGCCUUCAUUUAUCUUUCACUAAAUAAAUUAGUUACAUUUUAUUAAAGCUAUGUUCAGAUUGUUUCUUUUGCAACCCAUUGACAUCGUCAUAAAUUGAACUUAACAGUAAACCUGAAAAACCUGAAGCGCUUCAUUAAGUUGGUAAGACAUACGCUUGUUGAGAUGGACUCUGUGUGGUCUCAUUAGGUCAGUACUGGUAUUCAAUUGAAUCAAAACUUCUUGUUGUGUAACCCGGUGUUGUACUUACAGCAUUAUAAAGCAUUGGGGACUAUUUCUUUCCCCAAUUCUAUUUGUGUAGACAUGUAUCUGUAGUAUGGUGAAAACUUUGGACCUGAAGAUGUAGAUCUCAAAACUUUUUUUUUACUUUGGCUUCUGUAGACUAUGUGAAAUAAAAUUAUUUUAGUAAAAAUA
Molecule: messenger RNA, 3438 nt
Organism: Biomphalaria glabrata
Lineage: Eukaryota; Metazoa; Mollusca; Gastropoda; Planorbidae
Product: fatty acid hydroxylase domain-containing protein 2-like
Exons: 7
Coding region: 286-1260 (324 amino acids)
Biological process (GO): sterol biosynthetic process
Molecular function (GO): C-4 methylsterol oxidase activity; iron ion binding
Source: RefSeq, a predicted model, not a curated record